AUGAAGACAUCAACAAUAUUAAUAUCCAUGAUGGCUGUCAGUCAAGCAGUCGCGAAUUCGGAUUCUCAAGCCCGUUUUCGUGACCAUUUGCAAAUUUUUAAAGACGUUCUCAGACACUCUGAAGGGAUAAUACCUGAUUCUAGUGACACAAAUGACUUCCCAACCAUUGAUGAAGAUGGAUCGGAGAUACCGUGCACCGAGGCAAGCAUUGAUGAUGAAGAAUUUGAUUUAAAAGAUACAGUAAAAGUGUCCUCCCUUUUUCAAUCCUCUGAUGCAAGCGUUGAGGAUCCAGAGGUUCCUUUGGCUGUAGAACCUACCAAUAUCGACACAGAUGAGGCAGAAGAUACAGACAAAUUUCCUAAUGACAGUAUUAUUGACAUAAUCUCUGAAAGCAAUCCUUAUGAAGAUUCGAUUUCAAAUACUUCAGAUCGUGAUCGGGAUGAAAGCUUGAAUAUACCUUCCAUGGAAGCAAUCCCAGGUUUAACGAAAUUAGCUUCCAUUCAGUCUGACUUCCUCGAUGGUCAACUUCAGGGUCCCAAAGGUAAGGAAGAAGCCUCUGCAACCAAUACACCGGCUCAAUUGCCAGAUAAUCAAGAUGAGGAGGUUGAAACUCAGAGACCUAAGCACCGAGGACUACGUGAAAUCAAUUCUAUGAAAAUACAGUAUCGAAGGCCUGCGAUCAAGAAAAAAAUAGAAAAGAAUUACAAUGAGUAUCGCGAUCCUAGUGCUAGUUUUCUGGUAGUGUCAGGAGGUGAAGAGGAGGAUCCAAUUCAAAAGGGGACUGAAGAGCUGAAUAAGGACUCUGCAAAGAGUUCUUCUAGAGGACCAUUGAGACCUUGGGUAGAAUCGGCCGACAAAGAACAUCAGAAAACUCCUCAGGUCUCGAAGAACGCUAUUGAAGAACCUAUACUUGAAAACAUCCUGAACAAGAAAGUCGACUAUGUUACAAACUAUAUUGACGACAAAGGUAUCAUUACAUCACUACAAAAGAAACUUCACCUGAAGAGUAAGGCAAGGAAGACUAAUAGCAGAAAAGAAGUUGUUCUGGCUUCCAGCCUCAAGGUUCCAAAGGAGUUACCACUCAACCCAGAGCACUCUAAAUCAAAUGAAACCACAGGUCUCACCAAUAGUUCCACGAGUAUUGACUCACUUGAUGCUAUUCUAAUGUCGGAUCCUACAUUCGAGAGACAAAGCGACGAGGAUACGGCUAAAUACAUACAAAGGGUAUAUCCUCGUCUCAGGUAUUUGAUGGAGGGAGACCUGGAAACAGAAAGGCAAGAACAGACCAAGAAUACCGGAUUCUUUCUGAAGGUAUUUGAUGGCGUUUUUCAUAAUCAUGCAGACAGCCGUGACGAUGAGGUAAAAGCACACCGCCUGCUAUUUGGAAGCGCAUGGAACGGAACAAUAUUCAACUAUGGAGCAGAAACCGCAGAGAACAACGGAGCCAUACCUCGAAAAGAGCUCUCAUCUAUCGUAGGAGCUGUUGUCAUAGUGAUAGUGCUCAUUUCAUGA
Messenger RNA from Australozyma saopauloensis, 1512 nucleotides. RefSeq lists its product as uncharacterized. Bases 1 to 1512 code for a protein of 503 amino acids. Lineage: Eukaryota; Fungi; Ascomycota; Pichiomycetes; Serinales; Metschnikowiaceae. The record is from RefSeq and is a predicted model, not a curated record. The transcript has a single exon.